Lactuca virosa is the source of this 1229-nucleotide messenger RNA. NCBI's taxonomy places the organism in Eukaryota, Viridiplantae, Streptophyta, Magnoliopsida, Asterales, Asteraceae. The record is from the annotation of a GenBank genome assembly.
CAUAAAAAUCUGCACCAAUAGAAAUUAGAAUCCCCCAGGGAUUCAGUGAACCAACUUUCCUUCGAUUCUCCGGUGGUCUUUCAGUCGUUCACGCUGUCGCCGAUCGCUACCAACUUCUCCUCUACCGCCCCCUUUGUAUAUAAACACCCACACGUCUCACACGCACAAGCAAGAGCCUGUAUGAUGGAAUCCCUCUCCUCCGUAUCUACCUCAAUCGUCUUACCGCCCGGAACCCCCUUCCACCACCACCACCACCGCCGGAGAAUCCAUCUACAAUCCUCCUCCUUUUCCACCUCAUGCCUUCAUCCCGAUCACCGUCAUCCUUCCCGAUAUCUCUCAACCUUCGUGACCCCUUCAAACCCUAAACUAAACCCGUAUGGAAGCAGAGUCGAUGGUAUGGCGUGUAAACUGAAAGCUGUAGGAAAUCGAGGAGGAACUAAAGGGGAAGAUGAAGGAGAAGAGGAUGAGGAGGUGGAAAAGGCGUUACGAUUGGAUGGGACGAUCCCUGGUUCUUCUAAUGAGUUCGUAGAACAAGUUUCGUCGCGUGCUUAUGACAUGCGUCGUCAUCUCCAACAAACAUUUGACAGCAGCAGUUACGACGUGCUGGAAGCAAAUCCAUGGAGAGGAGAUGCAAAACCUGUUUAUGUAUUAACCCGAAGGGAAAACCAGCUCUGCACAAUGAAAACCAGAAUGAAUCGCAGUGAAGUUGAAAGGGAACUUGGGAUGUUGUUCUCCAAAGGACGUAAGUUAAGAAAUCAAACAAAGAAACCAACUCCCAAUAAGUUCCAGAUGCUUGUUGAAGAUGUCAGGGAUGGAGUGCUUGUUUUUGAGGAUGAGACAGAAGCAGCAAAAUACUGUGACCUUCUGCAAGGAAAUUGUGAAGGGGUUGCAGAGAUUGAAGCCUCAUCGGUGUUUGAUCUUUGCCAGAAGAUGAGGGCACUUGCGGUUUUGUUUAGGAGAGGAAGAACACCUCCUCUACCAGAAAGCCUUAAGCUUAACUUGAGUGCUCGCAAACGUUCCCUUGAAGAUCAAGAUGAUGUCAUCUGAACAAAUCCCAAGUUUGCCAUAUGGUACAUGAUUAUAAUUUACAUAUACCGUAUAUAAAUAGAUUUACUGUUAACAAUCAUAUUCAUUUAGAAACAAAUUGGAUGAUUGAUUAUACACCUUUUAUGAUAUAGAUCAAUGCGUUUGUUUUCUCUCUACGUACUUCUGUUUCCCAAUUCUCCUUG